AUGACUAAUGCCGUGUCAAUUUUUGCACUAGACUCUGAUAGCGAGGAAGAUGAUAACCUUCAUCACAACAUUGGUUUGAACAAACAAAAAAGUAGAGCCAAAGGAUUGCCACCCAGUGGCCAAAAUACUGCCGCCAAAUUAGUCGGUAGAAGAGUUUGGGCCAAAGUUGCAGUAUCACAUUCGAAUGGCUUUUGCAGCAUCCGAAACUGCAAACAUGAUUCUCUCCAUCCGAAUCAUGCUUGCAUUCAAUGUAAAUGCGGAGUCCACAAUUUGUGUGUACAGGAAAAUAUGUUGAUGUCAAUUAGCAAGGAAGACGGUCACUGGUACUGUUCCAAGGAAUGCGGCGGAAGCGACGUUCUGGCAACACACGAUGUGGGAGUUCGACAAGUAGCAACACCAACAUCAACACCAACUACAACUACAACACCAAGAAGUACUGAGGGAGCUAAAAUUCAAGAAGAGAAUUUACUAGCAGCCGAAUUCGAAGACUGUGUAGUUGAUCUUGCUUGCCCUCCUCAGGCAGAGAUAUCCAUUUCGUCACUUGAAGAGCUUGAGGAAUCAUCUGAGGAGCUUGAGGAGCUUUUUGAAGACUCCGAUGAUAUGGAUGAUUUUGAGCUUGAGGAGGGACUUGAGGAGCUUGAUGAAUCCCAUGACAUUGAUGAGUCUGAGCUUGAGGGAUCGGGUGACAUGAUGAGCGGCAGGUACGACGCUCAGCUAUCAGAAUUCGUCGUUGGUUAUGAUGCCAUGCAAUUCAACAUAACUGUACCGGUACUUACUAUGCCAAAAUAA
Cylindrotheca closterium is the source of this 789-nucleotide messenger RNA. Lineage: Eukaryota; Bacillariophyta; Bacillariophyceae; Bacillariales; Bacillariaceae. The record is from the annotation of a GenBank genome assembly.